Molecule: messenger RNA, 1593 nt
Organism: Gavia stellata (red-throated loon)
Lineage: Eukaryota; Metazoa; Chordata; Aves; Gaviiformes; Gaviidae
Product: ras-related and estrogen-regulated growth inhibitor-like protein
Exons: 4
Coding region: 16-711 (231 amino acids)
Molecular function (GO): GTP binding; GTPase activity
Source: RefSeq, a predicted model, not a curated record
ACGGCCGCGCUCGGCAUGGGGCUGCGGCUGCCGCUGCGCCGGAGCGCCAGCUUCACCCCCGAGCACCCUGCCCUCCUGGAGGGGCCCGGCCCCGCCGCCCUGAAGGUGGAAGCAAACGUCCUCGUUAUGGGAGCGGAAAACGUGGGGAAAUCGGCUCUGACUGUGCGUUUCCUCACCCGGCGCUUUAUCGGGGAGUACGGAGACAUGGAAUUCAUCUACAGCCACAACCUGACCGUGGAUGGCCGAGAGAUUCUCUUCCACAUCUGGGACGUCCCCAAUUCCCAGGAGCAGGCAGAGGAGGGCUCCUCGGAGGAGAAGCGAAUCCAGUGGGCAGACAGCUUUGUCCUGGUCUACAGCAUCUGUGACCGCGCCAGCUUCAAUAUCCUGCCCCUCAAAAUCCAGUUCAUUAAGGCGGCCAAGGAAGGGCAGAGCCAGGAGAAGGUGCCCAUCGUCAUUGUGGGCAACAAACGGGACUUGCACCACCAACGGGUGGUGUCCAGCGAGGAGGGUCGGCUCCUGGCCCUCUCUUUAGACUGUGGUUUCUAUGAGGUCUCUGCAGCCGAGGCUUAUCACGGGGCCCUCAUGGUCUUCCACGGACUGGCCGAACGCAUCCCUGAUACCAAACUGGCACUGAAAAAGGGUACGGGCAUCCGUGGCAUCGUCAAGACCAUGUCGGCUGUGUUUGCCCGUAAGCGAACGGACUCCCUCUGAGCUACGGCAUGGGUGUUGCUUGUCUCUGUGCUGCCUGGCUGGACCAAGCCUCUGCCUUGGGUGCCCGUGGAGAUGGUGUGUGUGUUUCCAUAAGUAUGAUGAGUUCCUUGCUGUCCUUCUAAUGUUGGGGUCUGGGUGUCCUGCCAUGCACAGCCAGUGCAGCUGAGGACUGUAGUGUCUUCCUCUCGGCUCCAUGAUGGGGCAGAGUCUCUACUCUUUGCCGUACCAGCUUUUUAGGUGCUUCCUGCUUUCUCCUUCCAUCCUCCAACACUGGAAACCACCAGGUGAUUUUGCCACAGCUCCAGGCAGCAUCAUCCCCAGCUCCUUCAGUGGGAGCUGCCCAGGCUGUUGGUGAGCAGGGAAGACACGCCGCUUCUGCACGGCUGCCCAGCUCCCUGUCCCCCCGCUCCUACCCUGGGAUCCUUAUUCCUGUUUAACGCUUAUCAGGGUCCUCUGCGGUAACCCUGGAGCACCCAUGAGCUGGCGAGGUGGGAGUUUCUCCGCUGGGGAGCCACUGGCAGUUCCCACGUGUGCAUCACCGUGUCAGAGUGUCCCAGAGUCGGCGGCACCAGCUGACCCUGGAGGACCUCGGUGAGGGCUGAUGCCUCCCAUCCCACCCGCCUUGCUUUUGAACCGUCCUGCUUAUGGUCCUCUCUCCCACAGCCUUUCAGCGGUCACAGCAGUUUCCUUUCUGCAAGCGCUGUACAGGCCCUGCCUGGGAAAAAACAGGCGCGUGGCUCAUUCCCAGGAUGGGGAUCACACCGUGCGCCUUCCCAAGCCACUCCUUCUGUAAGGGUGCCUGUCCCCGGGGAGGAAGGGAGGUGGGGAAAGGGGUCGCCGGGCUCAUCGCUGAACCCUUCUGCUGCCAGGAGGUUUUUUCCC